GAUUGUGAAAUGUUGUGCGGUGCGGCUAUGGGAAUACAUCGAGUCCCCUUAUCUAAACUGAAGCGAUAAUGACACAGACGGAAGCAUGCAUCGCUUAUUACUUGCUCUGAUGCGAUUUCCAACCCGGAGUUGUGUGUUGGAUUUUCGUUAUUAUGUACUGUAUAGUCAGUGCUAGUUUCGUGUAAGAAAACAAGCAGAGGAUUGCAACGCAACAUCAUUAAUUCUUCUGGAUUGUGGAUUGCAUCAGUUAGCUGUUGUGAGAAUGUCACGGACUAAGUGUUGCAAUAUUAUAAUUCCUUGUAGCUUUCUUCGUUUUGAUGCCUGGGGCUCAGGUUUGUUAAGUGACCCAGCAUAAACCCUACACCAAGGCCAAGGACAACAGGAGAUACAACUAACAAAUAAAUAAAUGACGUAUUUUUACCCACCAUCAAAUAGCGAUCACAUGACCUUAACACUGCCCUAUUGUCAGAGCUCUCGCUCUACAUCCCGACUACAGGAUUACAGGACACUUUACUUCCAAGAGUACCCAAAUAUUAAAAGUGCGGACCCAGGCGUAUGCGACAACUUCAUGGGCUUGAAAGAUCACCUGGACGAUGGAAUAGAUGCCAUCCUGGACCUGGAUUACCUACAUGUGGAGAGCACAGACCAACAGCUCGGCGCAACCUCACUGUGGUCUAGGACAGAGAAGCCCACAAUGGACAAAGUAAACUCCAGGAAGGAGGAUGGCUCAGCAAGCUUCGCGGAGGACACCACCUGCAACAGUUCCAUCGGGGAUUCAGAGGAGAGUUCUGACAGUGAGUCCCAACACCUCAGCAGCAGCACAGCAACGGACUCUAGCCCCUUUACAAAAACCCACCGGCAGCUGUGCCGGUCACCAUGCAUGGAGACGCCUGUGGUUAUGAGGACUGAGAUCUCACAGGAUCUAAAGCCAGAGGAAAACCACGGGACACCCAAAGAGGACAAGAAACCACCGGAUGUAGUCAGGGAGUACCAGACCAAAAUGGAAUUUGCCCUCAAGCUAGGGUAUUGUGAGGAGCAGGUCCAGCUCGUUCUGAGCAAGCUGGGCCCAGAGGCGCUAAUCAAUGACAUCCUGGGGGAGCUGGUGAAGCUGGGGAGCAUGUCUGAGGCUGACCAGGCCUUGUCAGGUGGUAGCAGUGGGGGCUGUGGCUCCUCAUCCUCCUCUACUUCGUCUUGUAUCUCAUCCUCUUCCUCCACAGAGUCGCACCGUCCUGACUCACCUUCUGAAGAAGAGCUGUCUGAUGACACAGACAACCUGAGGCCCAUAGUCCUCGAUGGCAGUAAUGUGGCCAUGAGCCAUGGCAACAAGGAAGUGUUUUCCUGUCACGGAAUUAAACUGGCAGUGGACUGGUUUUUGGACCGUGGCCAUAAAGACAUCACAGUGUUUGUGCCCGCUUGGAGAAAAGAACAGUCGAGACCAGAUGCCCUUAUAACAGACCAAGAAAUCUUGCGGAAACUGGAAAGGGAGAAGAUCCUGGUGUUCACCCCCUCCAGACGUGUGCAGGGGCGGAGGGUGGUCUGUUAUGAUGACAGGUUCAUAGUCAAGCUCGCCUAUGAGUCAGACGGCAUCAUUGUAUCCAAUGACAACUACAGGGAUCUGGCCAACGAGAAGCCUGAAUGGAAGAAGUUUAUUGAUGAACGAUUGCUGAUGUAUUCCUUUGUCAAUGACAAGUUCAUGCCACCUGAUGAUCCACUGGGUCGCCACGGCCCAAGCUUGGAUAACUUCCUGAGAAAAAGAGCCAUCGUACCAGAACACAAAAAACAACCUUGCCCAUAUGGUAAAAAGUGCACUUACGGGCAUAAGUGUAAAUUUUAUCACCCAGAGAGAGGUACUCAGCCCCAGCGCUCUGUAGCGGAUGAGCUUCGUGCCAUAGCUAAAAACACAGCGGUCAAAGGAAUGAACGAAGGUGGGCUGGUCAAGAGUCACAGCAUGCCGGCAAGCUCCAAAUCCGACAGCUGCUCUGACAUCAAGCGCACGGCUCCAAAAAGACAGUCAGACCCCAGUAUCAGGACUCCAGCUUACCACGAGCUAGAAGAGAAGCUGAGCACCAAAAUCAAAGCUGAGAAACGCUCUGUUGCCUCGCCAGUUAUCAAAAGCAGUUCCCCUCAUCCUCAUUCUCAUUCUCAGAAACCUCACCCCUGUGCCCCAACAAGCAACGCCCUUCAUCCCUCUCAAAGAGCACCUAUGAUUGUGACCAAAAACCACGGGACGCCCAUGGCAUACAACGAGCAGUACCCCAAAUGUGACUCUCCAGUUGACAUGAACUAUUACUCCAUGAUCAGUGCAUACUCCAACCUGAGCAUCGUGGGGCCCAGGAGCCCAGACAAGCGUUUUUCUGUGGACACAGAUCACAGGAUCAGCUCUGUCGCCUCGGACUGCAGCAGCGAAGGCAGCAUGAGCUGUAGCAGCAGUGACUCUUACAUUGGAUACAACGAACGCUCUUACAUGAGCUCACCAGACCCGCUGCUAGAGGAGAACCUCAAGUGUCACCACCACCACCACCACCCCCCUCCUCCUCCUCCUCCUCCUCACCACAAUCGCCUUCAUUCACAGCCUUUUGGCCACAACUAUCAUGAUGCCUUAGCCCGGGUUCAAAGUUCUGGGCACGAGGAGCCCAAAUCUCAUCUAAAGCCAUCCAUUCCCUACCUCCACCCUCACCUGCAGCACCCGGUGGUGGGGGCCCGCUCUAGUUGCCCAACCGACUACCCUGGACCGCAGAAUCACCAGCACUCCCAGACCAGGGCCUUGGUUUCGACUCGGAUUGACAGCCAUUCUGACUCGCGACUUUACCACAACUCCCUGCUGCGGCAAAGGAAGCCCCAUCCUGGCCAGGAGCACUUUGGGAGUUGGGACAGCCUGAGUUAUGGGAUGGAUGCUUAUGGCUACCACCAAGGCUACUCUUUACCCAGUAAAUCCACGCAGCCUUGUUACGAGCAGUUCACAUUCCAAAGCUUGCCCGAGAACCGGGAUCAGUCCUGGAGGAUGCCCUGGGGACGCAGCAUGCCCCAGCAAGAGCCCCCAAAGCCUUCAAGGUAUCAGGAUCUCCGGGAGAAGGUCUUUCUAAACCUUUGCAAUAUCUUCCCACCCGACGUGGUGCAGAUGGUAAUGAAUAGGAGUCCUCACAUGACGAAUGCUCAGCAGCUGGCUGCUGCCAUUCUGGCGGAACAGUCCCAACAAGGUUACUGAACGGGGACGCGUCCGGCACAACGUGUUCCUCGUUUUAUUUCUUCAGCACAAAAGCUGAGGGAGGUUUGCUACAAUAGCAUUUUGUAUUAUUAUUUUUAACUUUGCAAUGUGGUUGUUACAAACAGCAAAAUACUUUGAAACCUGCAUAAAUAGUUAUUUUGGGAUGGACCCCCUUCUAUCAGAAAUACCACACAUUUCUGUUGAAUGUAAAAUGCAGCCGUUUGGAUUUUUAAAAUCCAAAUUUAAAUCAUACAGCUCUCAAUACAUUGCUUACUACCUACGCCAUCAUGGCCAUUCAGUAUUUGAAGCACAAUUGUCUUCUGAAAUGUACAGAAAAAAAAUAAUUUCACCCAGCAAUAGACUCCUUCCUAAAUUAGCCAUAUUAUACAGGCUUCACUUUAUAAAAACUUAGAGGGUUUUCAUUGUACUUUUCUGGUGUCUGUAAAACAAAGCAAAUGAAAUGAAUUUAUUUUACCUUUACCAUUUUAUUUAACACAAAAAAAAAUUAGCAACAAUGUAACUUGGUUUGUUGAGGAGGUUUUCUUUUUAUGGCACUUUUCACUCUUGUUUGUUCUAUUAUAUAAGAAGUGUUCUGAUAACUGUUGGCAAUCAAGUCUAAGGAACCUCAAAAUAAGAGAUUGGUAUUAUUCAUUGUGUUUUAGACUGGGUGUUGCAGGGCUACUUUGACACACUUCUUUAUUCCAUCAAUCCUAAAGCCAUCCCAGUGACUACAAUAAUGUACUGCACUACUUAUUUAUUUGGAAGGUUUUAAUAAGACCUGUUUCUGCUUGUGCAGUCCUCAUCAUAUGCUCAGUAUCCCAGCUAAAGUGAGAACACAUUCCUCUGUUUUCCUAAAGGGUAGAGUUUCCUUUACGUUAUUGUGUGCUUUAUUCUCUAUUCACUUUUUGUGGUAUAACAGUGUUGUGCAUGUUAUGAGAUUUUUUAACUUGAGCAGACACUAUUACAAUCACAAAAGGAUUUUUCACGAGGAUAUGCAAAGUAGCUCUUGAUAAUGCACUGUAGUGUACAAUUUAAUGCUAUUUUAUUUACUGAAAUGAAUAAGUUAUUUUUUAUUUAAUAUGUUUCCUGUAAGUUAAUUCAUGUUUGUUAUAAAGUUAGUUACAGAGCUGUUGUGUUAGUAGGAGGUCUGAAUCUUUCCACAAAUUUAGUAGCAGGAACAGCCGAAAUGUCUGUGUACCUCAGUUUUAGUAAGGGGUGUUUCUGGCAUGUUAUUAAUGGGUUUUUGCUAGCUGCUAUUGCAGCCGAUUCUUUUCUGUAGCAAGCCUGAUUUGCACAUGAUUUCACUUCCUGUUUUUGCUAGAUCAGUGAUAACCAAAACAAUUGUCUGCAGGUCAGUGUCUACAAAGGACUGUACAGGAUUUUAAUCACUCUAGCCUUCUAAACCUUUUAUCGUUUGGGAUAUUAUCCAUCUUUUAAAGGGACAUUCCCACUUUAAGGUGGGUUAGGAGCUAAACUACCAAUAGCUUGACUACUACAUUUAGCUUCUUUCCAAUCCUUGUUCAUGUUUAAUUAAUUCUUCGAUUUAAAAUGCAUUUUAUAAAAACAGCUAAUCUCUUGGCAUGCUGGUUUGGUUUGUUGACCCUCCAUCUGAUGUGGGUCUUUGCCAGCUCCAUUUAUGGAGAUGACAAGAUGCAUGCAGGAUAUCCAGCACCAGGUAUGUCUGGUUUACACUGUGGCAGACACACAGACAGACAUUAGUAGCAUAUUCUUUUCUACAGUGGUGUUUGAAGCACUUUUGUGACUAAUAUAAAUCUACUACAAGUUUUAUUUUUUAAUUUGGAAAUGACCCACACACCAAAACAUACCUGAAAAUGUCCCUUGUGAAAGUAAUAUUAUUCACUAAGCUCACUGUACAGUUUUCCUUAGCAGCUAUCAGCACAACCCUUGAUAGCCACAAAACACCUUUCCUUGUUGAUACAAAUUGUAUCUUUUAAAUUAAUGAUUAAUGACAGAUUUUUUUUAUAUAUAUAAAUAUAUAUGUACAGUAGUUAUAGACACACAUGUAACUGUUAUUAAAGAUAUUUUGGGCAACAUUUUAUCGUUUAUUUUCAGUUAAAUGGUCAGAGGUUUCAGUUAUACAACAAGAAAGG
Acipenser ruthenus (sterlet) is the source of this 5316-nucleotide messenger RNA. RefSeq names its product probable ribonuclease ZC3H12C. The transcript is spliced from 8 exons. NCBI's taxonomy places the organism in Eukaryota, Metazoa, Chordata, Actinopteri, Acipenseriformes, Acipenseridae. Gene Ontology annotation, molecular function: metal ion binding; mRNA binding; RNA endonuclease activity. The coding region runs from base 407 to 3205 and encodes 932 amino acids. Gene Ontology annotation, cellular component: nucleus; cytoplasmic ribonucleoprotein granule. The record is from RefSeq and is a predicted model, not a curated record.